AUGUCUCUAAAAGAUAACAGCAGUGAUUCACAAUCUCAAGAAAAAGAGAAGACGGCUGAUCAAGAAAACGGCACUAAAAUGAGGCAAAAGUAUGACGAGGGAGACGCUGGAGACGGUAGUAAGAGGGAAGAUCAUUAUUUAAAAGGAUCAAAAUUGGCGUUUGCUUUGCUGUCGAUAUACCUUAUGAUUUUCCUUUAUGCGUUAGAUCUGACGAUAGUAUCAACAAUAAUCUCAGAAGUUAGUAAUAAAUUUGAUGGAUUUGACAAAAUAGGAUGGCUCAUAUCAGGAUACAUGUUGAGUAUGAGUGUAUUCAUUUCUACAUGGGGAAAGCUUUCAAUCAUAUUCGGCAGAAAAUACGCAGCUUACGUCGCAAUUGUUCUCUUUGAGGCUGGUUCCUUAAUGUGUGCCUUGGCUAAUACCAUGAAUGUGUUGAUUGGAGGUCGAGUAUUGGCAGGUGUCGGUGCCGGAGGAAUACAGGCUCUAAGCUUUAUUAUAGUUACUGAAACAGUUCCAAUGGAAAAAAGGCCACUAGCUAUGGCAGGAAUGGGUGCAGCCUUCGCGAUAGGAAGCGUUGGAGGGCCAUUAUUGGGAGGAGUCUUCACAACUCAUGUCACAUGGAGGUGGUGUUUUUAUAUCAAUUUACCUCUCGGUGGGAUAUCCCUCUUGUGUCUCUAUUUUGUGUAUAAUCCUCCGAAGCCUGUUGGAAAUUGGAAACAAAAGUUAUUGAAAAUUGACUAUCUAGGAGUAUUCUUAUUGACUGCGGGGUUGAUACUCUCCUUAUUAGCAGUUACAUUAGGUUCUGGUAAUGGUUAUGACUGGAAUUCUGUGGCAGUAGUUUGCUGCUUUGUCUUCGGGGGUUCAACUUUAAUAGUGUUCUUUAUUUGGAAUUUUAAAUUGUCAAAAAAUCCAAUAAUCCCUUAUGAAGUUGUGGCCACUUACCAAGUGAUUGCGGCUUGUCUUACUGUCGGAGGAAUGUACGGAUCAUUUAUGGGAUCCUAUAUAUAUCUAGCCACCUAUUUUCAAGUGAUCAAAGGAAAAAGCGCAUGGAUGUCUGGGAUAUAUCUACUUCCGAUCAUAGUACCUAUGGUUUCAUUUACCGUGAUUACGGGAGUCCUCAUUAAAACAACGAGGUUGGUAAAACCAUUCAUAGUUUUCAGCAGCAUACUAUUUCCCGUGUCCGUUGGAAUUACGAGCAUUUUAGAGACUGACCUGUCGAAAUCUAAACAAAUCGGACUAAUUAUACUUAAUGGGGCUAUUGGUGGAAUACAAUUUCAAUCAGGAAUAAUGGGGGUACAGUUAGCAGCACCAAGGAUCGCUGGUGGUGCAAUAAGUGCUAUUACGUUUAAUAAUUUUCUAAGGGCAUUUUUGGGUACCAUAGCUUCGGAGUUGGCAAAUACUGUUUUCAAUUCUUCCUUUAAAAAUAAAUUUAAGAAUGCUGUGAUGCAUCUCCAAAAUAAGGAAAUCAAGAAUGAGCUCGCGGCUAUUAGUGCUUCAGAAAUUACUACUUCUGCGAAGACGAUCGAAUCUCUCUCGCCUCAAGCUCAAAGAAUAGUGAAAGGUUUAGCCAUGGGAGCAAUAAAAAAUGUAUUUUAUAUGUGUAUUGGAUUUGCAGCCAUAUCUACCAUUUCCAGUCUUUUUAUAACAAAUGCAAAGGUCCCAGAAGACAUAAAAGAUGAAUAA
This is a messenger RNA of Priceomyces carsonii, 1680 nucleotides long. Its product is annotated as MDR family MFS transporter. The coding region runs from base 1 to 1680 and encodes 559 amino acids. Gene Ontology annotation, cellular component: plasma membrane. The record is from RefSeq and is a predicted model, not a curated record. The transcript has a single exon. Gene Ontology annotation, molecular function: transmembrane transporter activity. Gene Ontology annotation, biological process: transmembrane transport. Lineage: Eukaryota; Fungi; Ascomycota; Pichiomycetes; Serinales; Debaryomycetaceae.